AAACCUGUGCACUUAAUGACUCCACUCGGGGGAAAUGGACGCGCUAAUGUCCGGUUCCCGUUCGCUCAGUUGACACGCGCUCUCCGGCCCGGAAUGUUGCAACCAGCGGACGGGGACGAGGACGACGACGGAGAGUUCCCCCAGUACGACUUCGAGUCGGAGUUUGGCCAGGAUCACAUCCUGCCCCUGAAGCUGAACGAGUCCUGGGCGGCCAGGCGCCUCAUGGAGGCUCUGAGUCAUUUGCCACCCAGUGGCAGCGGCAGCACUAACUCUGCACCCAUGCGUUUUCAGCAGCGGACGCAGCAGGUGCGUCGACGGGAGCUAAUGGGCACGAAGACAACUGUUGAGAACCUGACCACUGCAGCGCCCAGUGCGGCAACCACCAGGCUGAUUGGCAACGGGAAAGUUCGCCAGAUGUUCGACGAGCGUCGCCGAGGAGCGGGCAUUGAUCGCAGCAAUCCCCUCAAGCCGAUCGGUACACUUACCUCGCCGCCCGCCCCAGCCAAAUCCCGCCCCCAGCCGCCGAUGCAGCGGCUGAUCAAGGGAGUUUCCGACAUGAACCUAAGGGAUGCUCCCAACGCCAGCAGGCGCAUUACCAGCGACAGCAAUAACAACAAGUUCGCCACCCCCACCCCUCGGACCACUGUGAAUCGGAACCUCAAGCCUGUGGUGACCCGAAAGACGCCGCCUGCCCAGGAGACGACGCUCUCGCAACGAUCCAUGUCCUCGCCACAGCGCAGUCCCAAGGUGCAGACGUCUACUCGGCUGGCCGGUGGUGCCACCACGGUGGCCAGUCGCCUUUCGCCGCCGGUGGUUCGACGGUCGGAGCCCAAAUCCCCAGCUAAACAGGUCAACAUGGAGAUCAAGUCGACGCCCCCAGAGGGAACGGCUUCGUGCAGGCAUUGCGGACGCCACUUUAACACGGAUCGCCUGGGAAAGCACGAGGCGGUGUGCCAACGCAUGAUAGCCACGAAACGCAAGAUCUUCGACGCCUCCAAACAGCGGGUCGAAGGCACCGAAGCCGAGAAGUUCAACAAGAAGCCGAAGGGCAGCCGCACUCGGUCCACGUACAGUAGUGCUGCCCAGCAGAAGGGCCUGAGCACUGGGGUGAAGAAGAACAAUUGGCGCAAGAAGCACGAGGAGUUCAUCCAGUCGAUACGGGCCGCCAAGCAGGUUCAAGCGCACUUGGCCCGCGGCGGCAAGCUGAGCGACCUGCCGCCGCCGCCGCCCUCGGAAAACGCCGACUACAUCCAGUGCCCGCACUGUGGACGUCGAUUCAACCAACAGGCCGCCGAGCGGCACAUCCCCAAGUGCGCCAACAUGGUGCACAACAAGCCCCGGAAUGGUCCCCCGCCGAAGAGGCGUUGAUUGGUGAUUGGGAAUCGGUACUAGCUGAUCUCUGGUUGAUAACAGUGAACAUGCCCAUACUUUUACUUGUGAUAAAGAAGUUUGAUGAUUGGAACGAA
Molecule: messenger RNA, 1466 nt
Organism: Drosophila takahashii
Lineage: Eukaryota; Metazoa; Arthropoda; Insecta; Diptera; Drosophilidae
Source: RefSeq, a predicted model, not a curated record